CAUUGUCUUAAUGAAUGGCUGGAUGUACAAAAAUACAGAAACAUUACAGCUUUACCAUGCUCAAAUCUUGUGUACCGCUAGCCCAAAACUAAGAUGUUGGCCAACUUCUGGUUUCAAAUGCUGCAUGUUACCCAUGAUAUGAUGCAUUAACAAACUACUUAUUGGUUUAUGAUAUUUAUAGCGUAGUACACUCACACAACAGUAUACAAAAAACAAAAUUUCAUUCCUGAUUCAUAAUCUUUUUGUUGGGUCUCUACAGACACGCCACUAUAUAAAAAUGCAUGAAUGCUUAAUGUUCCUGUUUCCCAUAUCUCAUAGUCAUGCCCCCAUAAUGCACCACAGGGGAUAAGCAAAACAACAAACCAACAAUACAGUAGCUCUGUUUUAAAUUCCAAUUGUGUGAAGCUUAGCUUUUAAGGCUUUACGUUAAAAUGCAAGGUUGGUGAUUUUAUUUUUAGACUUUGCCAUAUUGGGUUUGCAACUGAUGGAUCAGCAAUUCAAUCCCCGAGUUCAUCUCGUGGUGCUUGUCAGAAGCAGAAAGGAAUGAUAAAUGGCUCUUUACCUGUGUAGUUAGCAUUUACAGUAGCAGAUCACUGAUUGACAGGUGUGCCCAUCCUAGCUAGUCUACAAAGUAAGAAUUUCAAAAUGUAGUGAUGUAAUUUGAAUGGAACAAUGAGACCACCACCACCGAGAUACAGAACAGUGUAUUACUAAAGUGUACUUACUUACUGUUAGUAAUUUGUAAUGGUAAAGCUACACCUGUGACGGUACCUAGAAAAUCUGCUUCACUAGAUUGGGUUUUUACCACACUGCUACUUUGUAUUGCUGGGUAGUUUAGUUUUGCCUUUUUCUCAUUUCUCUUCUAAAUGUUUCACGCAACCAUCUGUCCAUGUCAUCUGCAGUGGUCCUAGAUUGCUGUACAGUCUCAGAGAAUAAACCUGAGUGUUUGUGGAAAAGAUGCAGACAGCAGUUGUACAAAUUGAAGUCUUUGUGCGCACACAAUGGAUCUAAUAAAAUGGUGGUGCAAAGAGUAAUUAUAGGUAUUUGGUGUGGCACAAAUUUUUCCUUUGCCUAGAUCACUUACUACUUUGUAUUUGUUUUUGUUGUCUGUAGCCCCUCCAUAUCAGCUUUUCAGCCUUAAAACGCACUCAUCUGGCAUGACAGGUCAGUUAAACCCAUGAACAACUGAAGUGAGCUCUGCCGACGCCGCCUAGUGGCACAGGUUGGAUGAUGCCACUUGAAUGCAGGGAAAUAGUGGAAUAAUAGACAUCACAGUCUGAUAUAUGCUAAUGUUUAAAGUAUAUACUUGAUUCUGUGAGGACAGAAUAUCACUAUGAUUGAGUAGCCUAUUGCAUCAGAGUAAAUGCAGUAUAAUGUUGAUUUAGUAUUUCAGUUUUCAAUAUUGGCCCUUCAGCUAUAUGUCACAUGAGCUUUAUGUUUUGAAGUGAAAUUAAUACAUUACUAGGAACAUCAGCCAUUAGAUGGUAUAAGCUUUACAGACUGUACAAUUUCACUUUGAUUUAAUUCCACUGAAAUCUCUUCAUAUUUUUUUGCUUUAAUACUUUUAAAUGCACAAAGCACUAUUAACCAAAGCUUUAUUAACACACUGGCAAACUGAAGUUCAGCUGAUCAAGACAAAUGAUUAAAUGGAUUAUAAAGAGAAGACCGUUGAGUUGGGGGUGUGCUGAAAACAGCAAACACCUGUUACACCAUUUGAAUUACAGUUUCCUGCUGGGCAACUAGAACAAUAAGUGAAAUGCUGAGCUGUGUGUCACGUGGGGCUGAUAGAGACCAACAUUGUACACUGAUACAAGUUAGUCAAACCACAGAGGAAGCUGUUUGUUCAGAGAUAAAAUUUAAAAAGACAUGUACUAUAUGUGCGAUGACCUAGUAAAAAAACUCAACUCCUGUGUUUAAAGAUGAAUAAAGGAAAUGUAUGUUUCUGCAGGUUUGCACCCUCCUGUGUGGGUUGCUUAAUUUUGUAACCUUUUUCUGUUUCCUAUUUUUGAUACAGCAUUUAAGUUGUGAUGCAUCAGUCAUUGUUAAUAAUUUUAUGCAUCCUGUUUUUUUCCCAUUCAUGUCUUUAUUUGUUGUUCAAAGCCAAGUCAGAAUAAGCCUUAAAACAAAGUCUUAUUGCUGACCCUUAAAAUGUAAAGAAUGUUUUCCUUUCAAAACUGUAAACGGAUGGGAUAACAUUUCAAGUUUACCUCAAAACAUGGCUCAACACGUGGGCCUAAUAGUCGAAUAAUGGAGCAGUGGUGGUUUAUUUAUUUUAUAUCCACAUCUUAGGGCAGACAAACCUCUUGGGCAGGCUUUCUUUAUUUUGACCACCUGUCUGUAUCAUGAAAAAGCCGACAUCUUGUUCAGACCAGCAGAGAGUAUAAUUUCCUCAGGAAUAUGCAAAACUAUAUUUCUUAAGCACGUAAGACACAAUUAACGCAAAUUUAAUGGAAACCUCUUGAGCGGAGGUGGCUUAGCUGGGACUGCCAGGUAUAGCCCAAUUCUAAGCACAAAAGCUGGAUCUUCAGGGAAGUAUAGGUUGGUUCCUACUGUGAUCGUGGUCAUAAGUCUGCUGAGCUCUCUGUGUGUGCUGUGUUGCAUGGUGACAUUUAUAACUAUGCCUAACCACCAUGCUGUCUUACAAGAAGUUGAUCCAUAUGUGGUGUCAGUUAGUGUGUCUGCUUCCUCUUGUGUGUGCCUUGAGGUUUGAAGGUGGAGCUUCAUGGAGUUGUUGGUUUCAUUUACCGUUAACCAAACUUUUGACAUCCAGUCUUGAGUAGCUGCAUUUGUGCUGUAAUGGUUACCUCACUGCCAUUCCUUGAAAUCUUAAUUAGUGUGUGGCAGUGUUGAAGAUGCCUGGGAUGUGGUACCUGGCUUUUUUGUGGACUCUGUUCAUCAUACUGGCUGGGCCUGUAUGCAGUCACGUUCAGUUCUUAGAGAGGCAUGAGGGAGAGUCUGUGGUUCUUCCCUGUAUGAUCGAGCACAGGAACACUUCACCCUUUGGUGUCUACCUGAAGCGCAGCUGGCUGCAUCCCAGUGAAGUGCUGUUCAUGUACACCAAGAGCGAGUUCAGUGUGACCAACGUUGAAGACAAGAUCCGCACCAGUGUCACCGGGGACCCAAGCAGCCACUCUUUGAAUGUGACCAUCUCUCAGCUGAGGAUCAGUGACACGGACCGCUACUACUGUGAGUUUGUUGUGAACAACCCUUCUUCUGAAGACGAACGAAUACCUGGAAAGACUGAAUUCUUCGUUCUUGUUACUGCUGAUGCCCCCGGGUCGGCGGACAUAAAUUUGCUAAAGACAUGUGCUGGGGGCUCAGCUGUGCUCCCGUGUGUCCCCCCACAUGGGGAAGUCUUGGCUGUGGAGGGGGUGAGUCUGAAGCGGCAGAGGGGCCGGGCGCCUGUGGAGUUGUUGUACCACUCAAAGUUUCAUCAUAGCGGCAGCUCUCCUUCCUCCUCCUAUUUCCCUGUUGAAAGGGUCCAGCUGUCCUUGGUGCCCAGCCCUAGUGGCAUCACCUACAACCUCACCCUGCAGCAACUGCAGCCAGAUGACACCGCCCUGUAUAGCUGCCAGCUGCACAUACAUGGCAGGUCCGACAGCACCACCAGUCUAGGGAGACGAGUGUUCUUUGUUUCUGUGCAAGGCAACGAGUGCAGCUGUUCCGCCUACUCCAUCCUGCUGUAUGCUUUGUCCUCAACUGUGGUUGUUCUCCUCCUCAUCCUCAUUGGAGCUGCGGUGAUUUAUCAAAGCAAAGCACGCCACCGUGUCAGCUCACGCCCUCAGCCACCUGUCUACGAGGAGAUGACUGGGCUGCAGUCUGUAGGCCGAAAACUGUCUCCAUGCCAUCUGGAGGAAAUGGAGUCUUCUGAGUACAGAAACUGCUUUGUGAAGAAAUCUUCUGAAAACUAUUACGAAAGCCCGAGCGGGGCCCUCUGCCCCAGAUCUGCGUCUCAGAAAUGAAGCAGUAUUCAACCUUCUCACCAGCAUCAUGAAAUUACCAAAUCAGCUGUUUGACACUCACUCGACUCCACUUAGUAUUAGCAGUUUCAUCAAACAUUUUCUCCUCAUGUCUUUUUGUCAUGUAUAUUGGACUGUUGCUAGUUUGAAAGAGGGUAUUUUGCCAUCAUGAAAUUUCAUAUCACAAUGUUGAUAUAUUGUAUAUGGUGAUGUAAUACAUUUUCUAGAAAACUAAGUGAGAAGGAGAAAAUGUUAUUAGAAAAUAAAAAGAAAAGAACAUCUGUUUUUGGCCGUUUCAGCAAAUUAAAGGUGCCUUCUGUGGUUUCUAUUUACUGAUUCUCACCAAAAUGCCCCAGGUGUCUCCUUGAAGUCCAGCAGAUAUGUUGAAUGCUGACCAUUCCUCACAAAAUAUAUGCAAUGCAUUUUUUGGAAGAAUUUCAAACCAACAUUAUGCACAUCGCUGUUUGCUUGCUGCCAGUCUUCUUCACAUACAUGUACACUGCUGUUAUCACCCACCUCUAUUGUACAGUAUUCAGUUUUGCCUUCACUAUUGCAUUUGUGUUCUGAAUAUGGAGGCUCAAAAGGGACACAGAGAAAUAAAUGACUGUGAUUAAUUAAAAAUAAAUUUAAAAA
Monopterus albus (swamp eel) is the source of this 4592-nucleotide messenger RNA. It is a transcript of the gene cd7al, whose product is annotated as cd7 antigen-like. Gene Ontology annotation, molecular function: signaling receptor activity. Gene Ontology annotation, biological process: adaptive immune response. The coding region runs from base 2853 to 3962 and encodes 369 amino acids. The record is from RefSeq and is a predicted model, not a curated record. The transcript has 6 exons. Lineage: Eukaryota; Metazoa; Chordata; Actinopteri; Synbranchiformes; Synbranchidae. Gene Ontology annotation, cellular component: membrane.